AUGGCCCGGUUUCAAUACAACAGCGCGGUCGAAGCAUUCCGUGACCAGGAAUACCCAAUGCUGCAAGACUCCAUAUAUCUGGAUCAUGCCGGGACCACGCUGUGCUCAAAGUCUCUAAUGGACUCGUUUGCGCAAGAGAUGACAUCGGUUCUCUAUGGAAAUCCACACUCCGGGUCAUUGCCGUCGCAGCAUUCCACAUCAAAGAUUGACGAAAUACGGGUACGGCUUCUGAAAUUCUUCAAAGCCGAUCCCGAACAAUAUGAUUUGGUGUUUGUGGCGAAUGCAACUGCUGGCGUGAAGUUGGUGGUUGAGGGCAUGAGAUCCUUGCCAGAAGGUUAUGUCUUUGCCCAUCACCAAGCCUGCCAUACCAGCGUCGUUGGGGCAAGAGAAGAAGCGCAUCAAAGCACCUGCCUCGACGACACUGGAGUUCAAUCUUGGCUAGACGGUGAAAGUCCAUUUAAGCCAAUGGCAUCUGGCAACUGUACAACGUUAUUCGCAUACACAGCUCAGUCUCAUAUGGACGGCAGGAGAUAUCCCCUAUCAUGGGCCAAGAAGCUGAAGGAUAGUCAGACUCAACCAUCGCCUCGGAUACUGACACUCUUAGACGCGGCUUCACUCAGCGCCACUUCACAACUCGACCUUUCACAUCCCAACUUUGGUGCGGAUUUUGUUGUUUUAAGUUUAUAUAAGAUUUUUGGAUUUCCUGACUUGGGCGUUCUCCUUGUCCGGCGUUCUGCGGAGUCUAUAUUCAACCAUCGAAAAUAUUUUGGCGGAGGCACGGUGGACCUGGUGGUCUGUGGAGACGAACCGUGGCAUGCUCGGAAGUCUUUAUCUCUUCAUGAGCGUCUUGAAGACGGGACACUACCAUUCCACAAUAUCAUUGCCGCUGGCAUAGCAAUAUCAACUCAUCAACGGCUUUUUGGCUCCAUGGAGCAAAUCAGUUCUCACACAGCAUAUCUAAGUCGUGAACUCUACCGUGGGCUGCACGAUCUACGGCACGCGAAUGGGAACCCUGUUUGUCAUAUCUAUUCAGAUAUACCCGAUGAUACGACGCUAUUUGAUACUGGGCCAGUUAUUUCUUUUAAUAUUCAAGACAGUCGUGGUUUAUGGGUUGGACUUGUUGAAUUUGAGAAGCUGGCCAUCUUGAAGAAAAUGCAUUUAAGGACAGGGGGUGUGUGCAGCCCUGCUGGGAUUGCUUCUGCUCUCGAUCUACAACCGUGGGAAAUGAAACGAAAUCUUUCUGCUGGAAUUCGAUGCGGCGAAGACAGUGGCCGAUUUAUUAACAAACCUACUGGCAUUAUACGCGCCAGUCUAGGCGCAAUGAGCACGAAAUCGGAUGUAUCUCAAUUCCUGGCUUUUAUGAAAGAGUUUUUUGUGGAGGAACGGUUAAUGACUCAGAUCCAUCCUCCGUCGAAAGCUCUUGGUCCGUCGUCAAAGCUUCGGGUCAAAACUAUCACCGUAUAUCCAAUCAAGAGCUGUAGCGGCUAUGUUAUUCCACCUGGAGUUCGUUGGGAAGUGCGGCCAGAGGGGCUAGCUUGGGAUAGAGAGUGGUGCUUGGUUCACCGAGGCUCAGGACUAGCUCUGAGCCAAAAGAGAUAUCCGCAAAUGGCUCUAUUGCAGCCUUUGCUACUCUUUGAGGAGAAGGUGCUCCGCGUGAAAUAUCGUGGAAGCGCGCCGAAUGGGCAGCCGACAUAUGUGGAUAUACCGCUAUCCAACGACCCAUCUCUCUUUGACAAAAACUUCCGCCAAACAAGCUCUAGAGUUUGCGGAGAAAAUAUCUCAGCACAAGCCUACCUCUCUGAGGACAUCAAUGACUUUUUUACCGACUCUCUUGGGAUUCCAUGCGUGCUAGCAAGAUUUCCAGCAGGAGGCCGGGGAGCCAGUAGCAGGCUCUCUAAGGCUCGGAUGCAGAAGCAUCAGCAGACAGAAAGUACUCAAAGCUGCCAGUACCCUUCUUUUCCUGGUGUUCCCUCCCCCCCUGAUUCGGAUUCAGAGCAGCAGAGCCAGCCGGGGAAGAUUCUUUUAUCCAAUGAGAGCCCAAUUCUCAUGAUAAGUACGUCUAGCGUGGAAUCGCUCAAUCAGAGCAUCAUGAAGACUGGGGGAUCAGCUGUGGAGGAAGCAGUAUUUCGGGCGAAUAUCGUGAUUGAGACUUGGCCAGGCCAACAAAGCUGGCCUGCUUAUUCAGAAGACAUGUGGAGGAUGGUUAGUAUCGGAGACCACGGCUUCAAACUCCUGGGAGCCUGCCAGAGAUGUCACAUGGUAUGCGUGGAUCAAAACACUGGCGAGAGAAGGCAGGAACCGUUCGUAACGCUUGCAAAAACGAGGCGUCUGAACGGCAAGGUUUAUUUUGGUACACAUAUGCGGCAUGAACCUACAGAGCGAUACGACGAGUUAGAUGCUCGGAGGCCCACAGUACAAGUUGGAGAUGUUGUAGCCGUGGAGGAAGAGGCGCCUGAUACGUGCCGCGAACGACGAUAG
This is a messenger RNA of Trichoderma asperellum CBS 433.97, 2478 nucleotides long. RefSeq lists its product as uncharacterized. NCBI's taxonomy places the organism in Eukaryota, Fungi, Ascomycota, Sordariomycetes, Hypocreales, Hypocreaceae. Gene Ontology annotation, biological process: Mo-molybdopterin cofactor biosynthetic process. Gene Ontology annotation, molecular function: pyridoxal phosphate binding; molybdenum ion binding; molybdenum cofactor sulfurtransferase activity. The record is from RefSeq and is a predicted model, not a curated record.